This is a messenger RNA of Indicator indicator, 6351 nucleotides long. It is a transcript of the gene PKHD1, whose product is annotated as PKHD1 ciliary IPT domain containing fibrocystin/polyductin. The record is from RefSeq and is a predicted model, not a curated record. Lineage: Eukaryota; Metazoa; Chordata; Aves; Piciformes; Indicatoridae.
AUGGUUGGCAGAUUGCCUGGGGAGAUGACAAAUGAGACAGGAAAUUUAAUAGAGAUUUAUGGGAAGACAAUUGCUGAAAGAUAUGAGACCUUGGACUUCAAUGUGGAUUAUAUUGAUGGGGAAUUGUAUGUAGGCUGCUAUCUAACCCAGACCCUGCAAAUUGGGAUUUCUCCCAUCAGCCUCUUUGACAGCAAUAAAUUGCAACCCAAAAUCACCUUUGUCUUCCCAGCUGGUGGUAGUCUUGGAGGUGGUACUGAUCUGACUGUCACAGGGGAUUUCUUUGAGGAGCCAGUACAGGUUACUGGUGUCCCUUGUAAAGUCCAAUAGUCUCCCAUACAAGUCAGAUGCACCACUGAGACUGUUGGUAAGGGCAGGAAGCUUGGUGCCCCCCCAGCCAGCUUGCUAGCUUCCCCAGUCUUUGUGCAUCAGGCAGACUUGCUGAGCUCUGUGCUGCAAGAGGAAACAUCUGGGUCAGUUUACCCUGAGAAAGUCAUCAUUGCAGACAGAGUUGUGACUGAGGGACCCCAACCAUCUUGGCUAGGUGGGAGGAUAUUUGAAGCAAUAUCUGUGGUGGGGUCUUCUCCUGCUUACAACGUGUCCUGGUUGGUGUCUGCCUGUGGUGCAAGUCUGCCCCUUCUCUCUCGAGGACUAAGAGUGGCUCUUAGAGGGGGGACCAGUCUGGAAGGGGUAAACUUGGUGUUGUUUGGGUCUCAGCCUUGCCCAGGUUUGAAGGAUGAUAGAAAUUCAACAAGAAUUGAAUACAAAGUUCCCUCUCAGAGGACAGAAGGUGCUGCUGUAAACAUGACACUGAUUUCUGGAUGCCAAUCAACUACUGCAAUCAACUUUGAUCCUUCCUUGAACCCUGUUGUUGUAUCACUGAGCAGAAACAGAAGUGGCAUAGCAGGUGAAAAGACAGCAGACCUUGGCUUGAAUGGAGGAGCAAUUUAUCUGCAUGGAACUGGAUUUUCCCCUAGGAAGACUUUGGUCAUAGUCUGUGGCACCAGCUGUGGACUAUUGGACAACACCAUGACAACAGAUCUAAGCUGCCUUGCCCCAUGCUUACACACUUCUUUGGCCAUUUUUUGUGGCCUGACACAUUUGACUGUCGACUGUCAAGAAGACAGAGCCACCUUCACUGAAUGUGAUGUCCAAGUCACAGUGGGUUCUUCUCACCAAAGAGGAUCUCUGCUUACCUCUACCAACCCACCUCAGAGGCGUUUUGCUGGACUCUUUGCCAGCCCUAAAGUGGAAAGAGAUGAAGUUCUCAUCUAUAAUAGCUCCUGUAACAUUACCAUGGAAACUGAGGCAGAGAUGGAGUGUGAGGGAGCUAAUCAGCCAAUUACCGCCAAGAUUACUGAGAUAUGGAAAAACUGGGGCCAGAACACUCAGCUCAGUCUCUCUUUUCUUGGCCGGUGGGACGAGGACUCCAGCUGGCCUGAUGGCCACCAGCCGCGAGAUGGCGAUAACGUCACGAUAGAAGGCUGGACCCUGCUGCUGGGGACAACCACUGCUAGCCUCAACUUGCUGCGUCUCAAAGGUGGAAAAGUUGUGUUCACUAGUCCAGGACUUGUAGAACUGCAUGCUCAUUACAAUCUGAUAUAUGAUGGAUCUCCCGAAGCCCCCUUCAGUCACAGAGCACACAUCUAUCUUCCCCCUCUACUCUGCCCUGGAAGCCUCCACUCUCCACUGUUGUUUCCAUGUGGGGUCAAGUUCCUAGCAGUGAGGAAUGGAACCCUUUCCAUUCAUGGCUGGCUGCCCAAAGUGGCUUUCACACAUUUGAAGUCAUCAGCUUACAUUAAUGAUACAUGAUUACUGCUCCAGGAGCCUGUUGUUGAAAUCCUGGUGGGAGAAACAGACCUUGGAGAUGCACAGCAGCAAGAAGAAAUGACUGUCACUGAGUCUGUGAACAACACAGAGCUGUACCUUCAAUCACCUCUCAGGUACUUGCACAGAGUUGGAGAGGGAUGUGUGAAUGGCCAAAGCCUGCCUUUGAGGGCUGUGGUGGUACUGAUCAUCCCAAGGGUUAUUGUUCAAGGAAAUGUCACAAUGGAGAGGAGGUCACACCUCAGCCAAUGAGCAAAUGCAGAUGUUACAAGAGGUAGCUCCAGGUGUCUGUAUAUGCAAAGUGAGCAGCAGAUAGGCUCUUGAGCUGGAGUCAUCAUGGUCAUGGAGGCCUUUCAGGGAGAGGGGAGUUGGCCGAUGGUAGGGGUCCAGUUCUGCUAUGUGGGCCAAGUGUUUUGGUGGCACCGCAGUGCCCUGACUGUUGCUGGCAACACACAGGUGGUAGCUGAGAUGGCACCUGAUACUCAUAUAUGUGGAUGUUCUCUUCUGGACUCCUUUGGCCAAGGACUUCAUCUGACUGGUUCAAAUCUUAGUGUGGACAGCAAUGUUUUCUACAACAUUUCAGGCCACAAGCUUCUACCAGGAGAAAGACUGGAGGAGGAGAACAGAAUCAGUAACAAUGUAGUGAUUGGGCUUUCUGGGACAGAGGGUUUAUCCAACACUGAGACACUGUCACCAGCAGGGAUAUACAUCAGAUACCCUGCCAACCACCUGGAGCACAUUUGGUUAGGGCCAAGACUAAAUACUCCCAGAAGAUACCAGCUACAUCUCAUCUCUAACACAGCUUUCAGGAACUUUGAUGCAAUCACUUGCACAGUGAUCAGGACUUGUUCUGGCUGUCAUCAAGGGCAAGGUGGGUUUACAGUGAGAGCUGAACAUUUGACCUUCAUCAACUCACCUUUCCACAUGUCCUUCCCUUUUCCUCACCCUGCUAUUCUUGAGGCUCUUGACAGCUCUAUCAUGGGACAGAAAGGAAGUCAUCUCCUCCCUUCCACAGAUAUCCUUCCAGUAUCAUGCACAGCCAGUGCCAGCUUCAGUCAAGCUUCUGGUGGCAGUGUUUGUGGCACUGACCUUGUUUUCCACCAUCUGUCUCUUCAUUUAAAAAAGGCUCCAAGCAUUCCCUAUAAUUUAACUGUGACUGACAGUAGGAAUAAGACAACCACAGUCAAUUAUGUACCUGAUACUUUAUCAGACCUCUAUGGCUGGAUGGUUCUCCUCUCGGAUAAAGAGACUUACACUUUGACAUUUGACAACCCUUUGGUCAACAAGUAACUCCAGCAUUAAGUGACAUUUAGCAACUCCACGACCGGGAAUUACUUGCUGUCGGAACACAAGGAUCUUCCUGGCCAUUCUGAGGUUGUGGUGUCCUGUGGGACAAGGACUGGGCAGCUACUCCAAUCAUUGCCUUCGUAUGGAUGUCAUAGGAGCUGUGACUGGUAUCUUGACACCAGACUCAGGAAGCAGACGUAUUCAGUCACAGGAGCUGAUUUAAUUCAGAUCACACUGAAAGAGAAGGGAAGUGUGGUUUUACCUACCCCAGGUGAGUGAUAAUCUGUUUGGUCUUGGUCACACACAGAGACCUUGAGUGAUGUGGAGAAAGGCUGGGGUGGAUCUAACCACAGCAUUUCAGGCCUUGGAGAAGAUGUCAUCAUCUUACCUACUGAGGAAGGACAGAAAGGGGUUUAUGGACAGGUGCAAAUUUACAGUGCUUAUCCUAAGACAUCUUGGACAUAUCUGGGAACUGACACUUAUCCUGGCAAUGAAAGAUUUUUUGUGGAGGAUAGAGUAGAUUGGGAUCGUGGGAGAGAUAUUGUGAUCAGCCUUUCCUCCUAUGAAGCCCACCAAGCUGAAGCAGUUACACUGAAAGAAGUCAGUGGUCAUAGCAUAAGAAUUCAUCAAUGCCUUAUGCACGGGCUUGUUGGGCAUUCCCAUGACACAGAAGAUGGUAAGCACAGCCCUUUGGCUGCAGAAGUUGGACUCCUCACACAGAACACACACAUCAAGUCUGAUGUGGCUUGUGCCGGGAGAAUGCUGGUAGGAUGUUUUACAGACUUCAGUGGGACAGAGUUUGAAGGUGUCCUUCAACUCUUAAAUAUUGAAUUUUUGAACUUUGGGCCAUUGGGAUAUAUUCCAGAAGUCAAUCAAGAAUCAAUCAGGAAUACAUCCCAAGGGUCCUCAGGGGUGUCACCCAACAUGAACGGUAGCUGUGGAGCUGGCAUUAAAGCAGUCAUGAGCAAUGGGAUCUUGUUGCACGAUAUUGUGGUGUUCAACACAGUAGGACCUGGCAUCAGUUUGGAAGGCAAAAAUCAUUCUUUCAUCAGGAAGCUGGUUAAUCUGAGCAGACAGCCAGAAGGCUUAUUAAAUUGGGUUGCUGGCAUCAAGGUGAACCUUGUCACUGGGGUCUUCCUCCAUUGCAAUGCUGUGGCAGGGUCUGAGCGAAUUGGCUUCCAUAUCAGGGGCCAAGAGUGUUUGCUAGAGGGAGAGUACUGGAGUGAAAAUGUGGCUGAUUCAAGCCUCCAUGGUAUUCAUCUGCACCAGAGAUUCACCUUUACUGUUUUCACAAAAAGCUGCUACACUGAAGACAGGGAUGUCUGCAUCAUAGCACAUGCUGACCAUUUAGGCAUCCUGCCUCUUAUCACAGUGGAGACAUCAAGGAUGUUGCAAGUCAAUGAGAAGGACAAGUUCUACUUUUAGCCAACGAGAGAACAGACCUCUGAAGACACCAUGUUCCCUGAAAAGAGAAGCAAAGGCUCAAGGAAGGCCCUUUUCAAGGAUUUGGAUGAAAAUGUCCUGGACCUAGAACCACCUGUUUCUGUUUUCCCAAAGUCAGAAUCUGAAUGGACACAGUUCUUCUUGCAAGCUGGACUUUACAGAGAAGACAGCAAGUGCAUCUUCAAGCCCUCAGUACAAGGCUACUUCUGCAAGCAGGCAGAUCAUGCACUAGAUAGCCCCAAUAUGGUCAACCAGAGCCUGUUUCCAGUGGUAGCAAUGACUGACAGCUUUAUGGAUACCUCCAGUGAUACAAUUGUACAUACACUUUGUUAUCCUGCACAGCAGGGUUCUAUUGUCUUUUCUGUGUUGCCAUCCACCAAACUUACUACAAUUUGCUUCCCAGACCUAGCACCUCUGACUUUCAGACUUUACCUCCUCAGUGGUCAAAAUGCAACCAGAUUGCCCCUAGCUAUAGUCUACAAUGAACCAUUUAGUCUUUGUGUUUCCACUCAAGGGAAAUAUGUCUCUCCAAGCCCAUCUUCUUUUUCACUGAAUGAAAGGGCAGGAGCCAAUUACUUCAGCUUUGAGGACAAUCUUCUCUAUGUUCUCUUCCAUGAGAAGGAACCUGUAGAAAUAGUUGCUGGCCUUUGUCUUUUUGUGGCUUUCACUGUAACAGAGAUUGCUGGGGAAGAUGAUGAGGCAAGUAGAAAGUCAAUAGCUGAUUUCUUGAAGGUUUGUCCUGACCAAGUCAGAGUAGUCCACAAUAUUUUGGGAGGUGAAAGCAUUUUGAAGGUAAUCUCAGCCAAUGCUAGCAAAAAGCAAUAUCACUGCCCUAACGUGGCAUUUUGCACAGCCUUUGGUAGCAGGCAUGGCUCACAGGAAGUGGAGAGAGGACCAGUGCAUACCCAAGCUUUGCAGCCAUCUGAUGCAGCUGGUCCCUCCAGAAUGCACAUCGUUGAACUUGGUGAUCUACCAGACCACCCAAGAAAUGAGCUGACAAGUGACAGUUUGAAGAGUUUGGCCAGAAUAGUUAUCAGCACUCAUCAGAUCGGAGUCCUUCAGGGAGACCUUGACUUGCCUGUUGAUACCUUAAUGGUGACUCAGUCUGCCUUACUGUUUCCAGCAGAAGCUAGCAACAGGGAGUACAUGCUAGCACAGGGUCAAAGAAUUGACAAACUGGGGCCUCCUUCAGAACCCUGGGUUGUUUCAGCUCACCUCAAAGGCUCCUCUGAGGCUGGUUUGAGAGGGGCUAAGCUUACUGUGCUGUCUCAGCCAUUUACCAUCUUCCCUGGCCCCAUGGGAGUGAAGGCCAGCAUGAUACUUGUGAGACUGAGUUCUGCAGCAUCUGCAUUCAUGCUCUCUCUUACAGUCUGCUGGUUCAAGAAGAACAGUAAUGAUGUGACUGUAUUUUUCCUUUCAGAAAUGAGGACUGAACGAGCUGAUGCACCACAAGCUAGCACCAAGGCACCCCAUAAACAAGUGCAGCCUCAUGCAGCUCACAUCCAGCCUUGCUCCAGUCAAGGAGAAAAUAAAAGUAGCUUGCAUGUAGCAGGAGACAUGGAAGAAACUGCAACAGUAGCACAUGCUGCAGGACAGCUGGGGAAGGUGAAUCCGCAGCCCUGUGAAGCCAGAAUAUCUCCUGGUGACUUUCUGGAAUUUAAGCAGCCAACUGCCCGUCAGAAGGAUGUCCCCCAGCCUUCAGCUCAUUGCAGUGAGGACAAAGAGAAGUCUGAAAGGACGAUCAAACCUCAGAGUGAUGCUGAAGAACACAUUGCUGUGGUAGCAGCAGAGGUGUAA